UGGAACACAAUACGUCGAAGCUUUUUAUUGAAAUUCCGUGAUUAUCUUGAGGAUAGUAUACAGAUUAAAAUUCCUGGUUUGUAUUCGAUCCAGUUGCCUGAUAACCAGUAAAAGCAGUUUACAUCAUGCAAGCUCUGUUGCGCGUCGCCCGCAGCGCUGUUGCCGCGCCGGCUCUGAAGAUGCCCAGCGCAGCUGCCUUCUCGUCCUUCGAGGUUGCAUCCCGCGGCUUCCCCGCGCAACAAGCGCCGGUCCGCCCGCCCAUUCUCUUCCAAGCGGAUGAUGCCCUGGAUGCCGUGUUGGAGAACCUCCGCUUGUCGUCUGAACCCAUCAUUGGCAUGCAACUGCUAGGUAGAAACUCCCGCAAGCCCAAGAAGGCCAACCACGGCAAGCGUCCUUGCUCGCACGUCCGCCGCCGCUCCAAGCGAUUGAAGUAAGCGCGAGAUCAACGUCGAGCGCGUUGCUACUAGACAAACAGACGCCCAUACCUAUCAUCAAUACACUGCGGUUUAUAUAUAUGCCAUUCCAAGGCUACUUACUCUUGGUGCAUUAUCCGAUGAUGACUGCUACUCCUACUCCAGUCGUCGUCUUCACUAUGGGCAGGCAUGUAAUACGCUAUCGCUUCUUCGAGCAGUUCCUGGUGCAGUGGCGGCGGCGGCUUGAACUGGAACGGCUCGAGGAGGGUCAUGGUGACCUUGACGACCUCUUGCAGUUGCUUGAGUUGCGCGUCGAGGCCGCUGAGAGUCGCCUUGAUCUCCUCCACAUCCCUUCGUAACUCGUCGACCGCUUCGACAGCGUCAUGAUUGAACGCUUCAUUCGAAUGGUUGGUCUUCCGCUUGAUGCGGCGCAUGAGGUGGGGCUUGUGCUGGACGAAGUGGACGUGUUGGAAGACCACACUGGUGGCCACGUCCGAGACCUUGGCGCCUUUGACAAACCCGUAGAAGUUGAGCUGUCGGACAAAGCUCGUGUACUUGCUGUGCUUGAAGUACUGGGGCAGGACCAACCGGGCAAACUCGAGCGGCGCGGAGAUCUCGAACGCACUCCCGCCGUGGCACCAUCCGCCUAGGAAGGACGGCAUCGCAUGUAGCAUGUCGAACAGCUUCUGCAGGAACAUGGGCGCGGACGACUUCAUGUUGAAAG
This is a messenger RNA of Aphanomyces astaci, 1137 nucleotides long. RefSeq lists its product as hypothetical. Bases 126 to 434 code for a protein of 102 amino acids. The record is from RefSeq and is a predicted model, not a curated record. Lineage: Eukaryota; Oomycota; Saprolegniomycetes; Saprolegniales; Verrucalvaceae. The transcript is spliced from 3 exons.